AUGGCGCAAACACCACAGCAACGUCAGGCAAACAUGCGUUUCGCCAAGGCGCAAGAGAAGAAGAUGGGCCAACCCGUGUCAACAGAGCCUGUAGUGAAGAAGCGGGCACCACAGAAGAGCCCUAUCAGCAGGUUCUGGAUCAUCGUUCUUGCUUUCAUACUAGUCGGCGGUCUUCUUUUCGAGGUCCUCAAGCUCUUCUUUUAA
Molecule: messenger RNA, 204 nt
Organism: Alternaria burnsii
Lineage: Eukaryota; Fungi; Ascomycota; Dothideomycetes; Pleosporales; Pleosporaceae
Exons: 3
Coding region: 1-204 (67 amino acids)
Cellular component (GO): endoplasmic reticulum
Source: RefSeq, a predicted model, not a curated record